This is a messenger RNA of Asparagus officinalis (garden asparagus), 1701 nucleotides long. RefSeq names its product TORTIFOLIA1-like protein 3. Gene Ontology annotation, molecular function: microtubule binding. Gene Ontology annotation, cellular component: microtubule. The record is from RefSeq and is a predicted model, not a curated record. NCBI's taxonomy places the organism in Eukaryota, Viridiplantae, Streptophyta, Magnoliopsida, Asparagales, Asparagaceae. The transcript has 7 exons. The coding region runs from base 1 to 1305 and encodes 434 amino acids.
AUGGUGGAGAUUGCCCAUCUAUGCGGCUGGCGGGCGCCGGGGCGGCGUCCACCGGAGGGUUUGGUCGGAGAGCGCUGGUCGGCCUGUGCCUGCGUGGAGUUCCUCGCUAGUGAGGACUGGGCCGCGAGAAAAGCUGCUGCCGAGGCCCUUUCGAGGGUUGGGGUCACCGAUAGGGAUCUGUUGGGAGGGAUCAAGUCCUCCUGCAUCUCGUCUUUUGAGUCGCGGCGGUUCGAUAAGGUGAAGAUUGUUCGCGAUUCGAUGAAUCGGAUCGAAAAACGCCAAGCACGAGCUCCUUCAUACAGAUUCCCGACUGUGGUUGCUGUUGGUGAUGCCGAUGAUUCUGUAGCGAGGAAGAAGGUCGAUUCUUCUCAAAGAGAGAGUGUAAAUGAUAGGAGAUUUUCAACAAAUUCAGUUAGUUCUGCUUCUCCUUUUAAUGUGAGGAAGAACAGCAGGUCUCCCCCUCCCUAUGCUUCACCAAUUGUUACCAAUAGAAAGAAAAUUACGUCGACUGUAGAAAGAAAAACGCAUCCACCUUCAUCUCGUAAAGUAAAUAGUAGCAGGAACUCGGAUUGGAAAGUGGAGGUUGCUGUUUCUGAUGCCUCUCCGCUCACUGUUGUCAGUGAAGAUAAGUUUAUGAGAUGCAAGGAGAACAAUGCUAGAGCAAAGUUUGAAGCAAAGAGACCGCUCUUUGAGAAUAACUCUGAGGGUAAGGUAACGAGUUCAGGUGGUGGGUUGAAAUCUGGAUCGAGAAUGUUACCACUGGAGUCUCGAAAUUCGGAAGUAAUUACUGAAGUUGAUAGUACUGUUGAUGAGCAUAAGGAUGGUGAUUUAUCUUUGAUUCGGAGGCAGUUGUUGCAGAUUGAAAACCAACAGUCCAGCUUAUUGGACCUUCUGCAGAGAUUCAUGGGAAGCUCGCAAAAGGGCAUCCAUUCUCUUGAGAACAGAGUCCACGGCCUGGAGAUGGUGCUCGAUGAGAUUUCACAUGACUUAGCUGUAUCAUCUGGAAGAUUGAGUGAUCCUGCAGUAAAAACCUGCUGCAGUUUGCCCGGAGCUGAAUUCCUCAGCCCGAAAUUUUGGAGAAGAACAGAUGGUGGUAGAUAUUCAUUGUCAGGCAACCCAACAAUCACCGGUAUGCGCUUAUUAGCUGAGCAACAAAGUGGAGAGUACCCUAAGCAACGGGUUGGGCUUCAGAAAAGUUUCGUUGUAAACCCAUUAGCGGAGGUCAACCCUCAGCCAAGAGGGAUCGCAGAGAUCACACCGAAUAAAACGCUGAAGAAUGGAAUUCGUGAUACAAGAGAUGGUUAAGACUCAGAAGUGUUAUGACAAAGGAUGUAAGAUUGCAUGUAUUGCAAAGCCGAGCAGAGUCAUGCAUAUACUUGUUGCUUGUAUUCUUUUUUCCUGAGAACUUAAGGUCUUUACAAAAGCCUCUCUUCAGAGAAGAAGAGAGAACUCUAUGGCGGCUUUGUCUAAGAAUCCUGUAUUUAGUUAGGCUGGUUUCGUCUUGUUCAUUAAUUCAUCGGCAGUUUUCAUCGUUUGAUGACAUAUUAGCAACUUGCAUACACCUUAUUGCCUUCAACUCUCUAGAUAUCUAAGAUAUACCGCACCCUUGUACAUUAUCAAACUGUAUCAAAUUUCUUUUUUUGUGUGAUAUGAUACUCUUGUGUACCCAGGAUUAUGCAAUGGAUCGAGAGUAUUCAGUCA